This is a messenger RNA of Manihot esculenta (cassava), 351 nucleotides long. RefSeq lists its product as uncharacterized. NCBI's taxonomy places the organism in Eukaryota, Viridiplantae, Streptophyta, Magnoliopsida, Malpighiales, Euphorbiaceae. Gene Ontology annotation, biological process: systemic acquired resistance. The record is from RefSeq and is a predicted model, not a curated record. Gene Ontology annotation, molecular function: fatty acid binding.
AUGUAGGCUUCACUGAAGUUAUUCUGCCUUGUGGGGUUGAAUUUACUUGUGAGCAUUGCUGGUGGGGUUGAUGGAGCAGGCGAAUGUGGAAAAUCUUCUCCUGACAAUGAAGCACUUAAGCUAGCUCCUUGUGCAGAGGCAGCACAAAAUGAGAAUGCUGCUGUGUCGGAUGGUUGCUGUCUUCAGGUGAAGAGAAUUGGCCAGAACACAAGCUGUGUUUGUGCUGUUAUGCUUUCAAACACUGCCAAAGGAUCUGGAAUCAAGCCUGAAAUCGCCAUUACCAUCCCCAAGCGAUGCAACAUUGCUAGCCGCCCUGUGGGCUACAAGUGUGGAGCUUACAUGCUUCCAUGA